AUGGGUGUUUUAGAAGGGUCCCAUUCUUCAAGAAUAUGUGAAAUGAAGCUGUCCAAAUGGAAUUCAAACGGACCAGCGUUUCUUGUUUCCGCUGAUAUAGCCGGGUUUCUAGCUUGUUGGUCCUUGGGGAGUCUUAUCAACGGACUAAACAUGAUGAGUACACAGAGUGCUACUGAAGUUGGGUUUCAUUCAAAUACCAAUCUAUCAAGUGCCAAACAUCUUCCGCUCUGGUAUGUUAUUCAAGCAAGUACUAGUCAUCCUGUAUGCGCAAUUAUGGAUGAUAUAGUUGUCGUGGGUGGAUCACAAGGUCUUAAGAUAUAUGCUUUGUAUGAUGGUUGUGUUCUUGGAUCACUACUCACAAACGUUUCUGGUGGGCUGUUAAGCCUUUGUCCUUCACCUGACAACAAUGGAAAUCUAUUUUGUGGUGGGAAUGAUGGUUUACUAUACACUGCUUAUAUACAAUCUCACAGGGGUUGCUAUUCCUCAGAUAAGGAAAUACACCGUUGUUUCUCUGACUCCAAUUUGUCAGCCUCACAAAAAGCAAUAAUUAUGAUGGCGAUGGAUCCGAAUUGUGAAGUGUUAGUGGUAGGUGCACGCUUUGGGUUAAUUGAAAUACUGAGACCUGACUCGUUACUCACUUGCAUACAGCGGUUCUCAGUGUUCAAUCCGUCCAUAACCAACGAUUCAACAAAUGCUUGUUUGACAGGUUUAUGUUUAAUACCUCGCCCUGAUUGGUUAUCUAAUACCAUUGGAAUAGAAUCAGUUGAUGCUAAAACUUCAUCCCAUUCCGAUCAUUAUACAGAUCAAAAUGGAGGUUUGAACUCUUCUAAUCCUCGGACAUGUUUUAUUGAACCAUUCAAAUCCCACUUCGGUUGGAGGCUUGAUGAUACAGUGUGUGUUCGCAUACCUGGAUUAGCAGAGAGGUCGAAUUUUUCGUCAGAAGAAGCAAGCGUCUUUAUGGAUGAUUUUUACCCUGUCUCAGGUAUGAGCCAAAUAAAAUUUGACAGUUUGGGAAGUGAAGAGCAUAAAGUUUUAAGACAAGAAAUCGAUCGCGUUACUGCAUCCAAUCGCGAGCUGCUUCGGAGACUCGUCAAUUUUGAAUUAAGAUCGUCAGUGUGA
Schistosoma spindalis is the source of this 1119-nucleotide messenger RNA. The record is from the annotation of a GenBank genome assembly. Lineage: Eukaryota; Metazoa; Platyhelminthes; Trematoda; Strigeidida; Schistosomatidae.